UUUGUACUUCAAGCAUAACAGUGAUCCAUACAUGAACUAGAAGUUGUGUGUUGGCCUCACCCUUGUGUAAAUAAGGGACAUUUUUACUCCCCUAACAAGUUUAAAGUUGGAUCUAACUAAAUAAAGGGGACACGGGAAUAACAAUGGAGCAACAGUAUAAUCCGGACACGGCAAGAAUUUACCAUUUUCGUUACAUGCGGGAGUACAGAGCUGUCUGUGUUCUUUGGGCAGUGUUGACAAUUAUUUGGGCAACUUUUAAUGUUGUUGUUUUCGUACAGCCUCAGUGGAUUGGUGAUACCCCAGAAAGUCCUGGAUAUGGACAUCAUGGAGUUUACAAAAGUUGUUACCCGAACAAUAUAGAAUUACGUUACGAUUGCGAUGGAAGUUUCACAGAUUUCGACUCUCUUAUAAAUGACGCUUACAGAGCAACGACAUUUUUUGUUGGUGUCUCGGCGUUGCUGAUGUUGAUAUCUGUUGCUGCUUUAUUGUUGUUCUUUUGUUUUAAGAAAACUGCAGUUUUCAUGCUAGUUGGAAUUUUUGAGAUAAUAUCUGCAAUCUUUAUGUUCCUUGCCUGUGUGAUAUACCCCAGUGGUUGGGAAAAUAACCAACUUCAGACGAUAUGUGGUGAGAGCUCCGGAAAGUACCGUAUGGGCGACUGUAACAUUCGCUGGGCUUAUAUCUUGGCCAUCCUUGGCAUUUUCGAUGCUGCAAUCCUUGCAAUAUUAGCUUUCUUCCUGGCCUCAAAACGAGCAAAGAUUGAGAUGUACACUUCAUCUGGUGCCGUGACAAAGUCGGAGUUGAAUGGAUUUGGUGCUGAAACAAUGUCGAAGAGGUCCUUGGCUAUACAGCCAACUGUCGUUGCUGUUCCAUCAGUCCAACAUGAAGGUCGUGAAAGCUACUCAGAGUACUCCCAGGUUCAGAAAAGAGCUGGCAGCGGCUUCAACCUUUAAACACUUACAAGAUCGCUCGUGAAAAGAAUUGAUAUUUUUAAACUAAAAAAAAAGGACACUAUAAAACCCUUUACAUCGAGUAGAUAUUAUUAUUUUUUUAGUUAAAUGUAGAUACUAAAUCUCUCUAAGUUGUAUAGCUUUUUCAAUAUGUUCAAGUUGACUGUUACCAUGUUAACAUUCUGUUUUUGAUACUUUGAUCUUGCUCUAUUAAAAUUUUCUUCCAUUUUAAAGUACAAAACGUUUGUUUUUAGAAACAGUAUUUCUUCGCUAUAAACUUUAGGUCACAAGAAAUGUUGAAUAAUCAAAAUACAUUAAUGAAAUGGAUGCAUGUAUGUAAAAGUUACUUUGACCUGAAAUAAGAUAAUAAUAGAUUUAAUUUCCAGUAUAUGCGAAAACUAAUUGUUAAAAUCGAAACUUUGUUUAGAAUUUUGUAUAAUUUGUGCAUUUUCUAUAAUCUUGUAUCUAUAAAUCAUAUGUUAAAGGAUGAAAGUGAUAUGGUCACAGUGUCAAACAGUAAAAAUAUAGAUGAACAGUAAUCUAUGCAGAAAAUUAUCAUAAAUGUUAAAGAAUGUUAAAGAACAAUGUUUGUGCAGUAUUUGAGUGAUCAUUGAGCUUUGAAAAUUUCUUUAUAACAUAUGCCCCAGGGUUGAAGGCCCAUGGUCGUAGGCCACAGGGUCAGAGGCUAUAAAGAAAUGUUGUAAUGAUAGAUUUAUAAGAGAAAAUCAUUGCUAUGUUAAUAGUGCUAUAUUUUACGUACUCGUUCUUUUUUGCAUUUUUUUUUUCUUCAAUCAGCAUACAUCAAACAUUUGUCGCAAUGAAAUUUAUGCUCCAUACAAAGAAAAACAUAAAAAUUGUAGAAGUAGGAAGAUGGUAAAGUAAAAGCCGAGAUAAAAAUUCACAUAAAUACAGGUCAUAGAAUUGUUUUCUACGUUUGUAAAUAAUCAUAAAACAAAGAUUUAUACAGGCAUUAUUAUAUAUACAUGCUUUUUGUAUAUAGUCAACCAUUUUGUACAAAAAAAAAAUCAGGCCAUUCUUCUAUAAAACAGUCUCAACUUUCUAAGGUUUUCUGGUAUGUUUUAUUUUUAUGUAAAUACCAAUAUUAUAUGAUUUUGGAAGUAAUCUAAAAAGUGUCUUAUUAUGCUAACUUUAACAUAAAUAAAGAAGUUUUUUUCCUACUGCAUUUUAUAAUGAUAAUCUUUUAUCAAGUAGGUUCUGUUCUAUUAGCUACUUCUCUUUUAAGAAGAAAAAAAAUCCAUUUUAAGAUACAGGAUAUAGUCACAUACAUGUAUGUUUGACAGAUAAUUUAUUAAGCAUUUUAUUUUUGGACAUUCCUGCCAUCUUGAUGUAAUAACUUACAUGUAAGUUUAGUGAAUUUGUUUCAUUUAAUAAAACUAUUUAGGCCUUAAA
This is a messenger RNA of Ruditapes philippinarum (Manila clam), 2357 nucleotides long. Its product is annotated as LHFPL tetraspan subfamily member 3 protein-like. Gene Ontology annotation, biological process: sensory perception of sound. Gene Ontology annotation, cellular component: plasma membrane. Bases 144 to 950 code for a protein of 268 amino acids. The record is from RefSeq and is a predicted model, not a curated record. NCBI's taxonomy places the organism in Eukaryota, Metazoa, Mollusca, Bivalvia, Venerida, Veneridae. The transcript is spliced from 3 exons.